Arachis ipaensis is the source of this 490-nucleotide messenger RNA. The record is from RefSeq and is a predicted model, not a curated record. NCBI's taxonomy places the organism in Eukaryota, Viridiplantae, Streptophyta, Magnoliopsida, Fabales, Fabaceae.
CGAUAGGAUUAUUUAUUUUAGUGAUCUAGCAUGUAUAGAAAACACAAGAAUGGAUAGAUGUGCCUUUCAUGCAUUGUGUAACAUGCUUAAAACGGUUGGAAGGUUAGAACCAAGUAGGAAUAUGGGUGUGGAAGAAAUGGUUGCCAUGUUUUUACAUAUUAUAGCACAUGACGUCAAAAUUAGAGUAAUAAAGAGACAAUUUGUGAGAUCUGAAGAAACAAUUAGUAGGCGGUUUAAUGAUGUAUUGCUUGCUAUUUUGAGAUGUCAUAAUCUCUUACUGAAGAAACCUCAACCAUUUAGCCAGGAUAGAAUGGAUGAACGAUGGAAAUGGUUCAAGAAUUGUCUAGGAGCCUUAGAUGGUACUCAUAUCAAAGUCAAUGUCCUUGAGGCUGAUAAGCCUAGAUAUCGAAACAAAAAAGGUGACAUAACAACCAAUGUGCUUGGAGUGGUUGCUCCUGAUAUGCAAUUUAUCUAGGUAUUGGCAGGUUGG